UACAUAGUUGGGUUAAAACCAAACUGGAACCUAUUAUGUACACGUAAAUUACAGCCAACUUACAGCGCAAAAAAGAGCCACGUGCAUCUCUUGUACGGUCUUCUUCAAAUCCGGAAAAACGCGUCCCUUCUCUCUCUCCAUCCCUCUUUACACCUCACUCCCUUCUCUCUCUUCUUUCCCCACAUCAAUGGCGUCACCGUCUUCUAUCUCUCCUUUCAUUCUCUUCCUUUCCCUCUUCUUCUUCACUCAUCUCUGCACAACCCAACUCACAGUUGAUGCUGCCAACAAAGAAUACCUAAAGCUCCCAUUGCUGCAUACCACCCCAUUCCCCUCUCCGACUCAAGCCCUGUCAUUAGAUACCCACCGUCUCUCUCACCUCUUUGCCUCCUCCCUCCACCGGAAAAAGGUCAAGUCCAGACCCCCACUGAGGUCACCUGUGGUUUCCGGCGCAUCAUUCGGCUCCGGCCAAUACUUCGCCGAUCUCCGUUUGGGCUCCCCGCCCCAGUCUCUCCUCCUCGUCGCCGACACCGGCAGCGAUCUUGUCUGGAUCAAGUGCUCCGCCUGCAGAAACUGCUCCCUCCAUGCCCCGGGCACUGCAUUCUUUGCUCGCCACUCCUCAACAUUCUCUCCCUUUCACUGCUACGACUCCGAGUGUCGACUCGUCCCUCACGCCAGUCGGGCCGAGCCCUGCAAACACACCCGCCUCCACACCCCCUGCCGCUACGAAUAUUCCUACGCUGACGGGUCCCUCACAACCGGAUUCUUCUCCAGAGAAACGACGAUGUUGAACACCAGCUCAGGCAGAGAAGCCAAACUGAAGAACCUUGCCUUCGGGUGCGGAUUUCGGAUCUCGGGUCCGAGUCUUUCGGGCGCCAGCUUUAAUGGGGCCCAGGGGGUCAUGGGCCUGGGUCGAGGAUCCAUUUCCUUCUCUUCCCAACUGGGUCGCCGAUUCGGGAACAAGUUCUCCUACUGUCUCAUGGACUACACACUAUCUCCACCGCCGACUAGCUAUCUCAUGAUCGGCGGCGCCGCAAAGGACGUUUCGAAGAAAUUGAGAAUGAAGUUCACUCCCUUGCUGGUCAACCCUCUGUCCCCGACAUUUUACUAUAUAAGAAUCAGAAGCGUCUUCGUCAACAAUAAGAAAUUACGGAUUGAUCCUUCUGUUUGGUCAAUCGACGAGUCGGGUAACGGCGGCACGAUCAUUGACUCGGGCACCACCUUGACGUUCUUAGCGGAGCCAGCUUACGGUCAAAUCCUGACAGCGUUUAGAAGGACAAUGAAGAUGCCAUUAUCCAGGGAGCUAACCCCGGGUUUCGACCUUUGCUUUAACGAAACGGGACUGUCGAGGCCGAGUUUUCCAAGGUUGAGAUUUGAGCUCGCCGGUGACUCGGUAUUCGCACCGCCUCCGACAAAUUACUUCAUCGAUACAGAAGCCGGAGUGAAGUGCCUAGCUAUUCAACCAGUUAACCAGGAGACUGGAUUCUCGGUAAUAGGAAAUCUGAUGCAACAAGGAUUUCUUUUGGAGUUCGAUAGGGACGGAUCGCGGCUCGGUUUUUCACGACGUGGCUGCAGCGUACCAUGAGACGAAGAGGUUUCUCAACUCAGUGAGUUGGUAGAUUGAAAAUUAUUUGGGUAAGCACCAAAUCCUGCUCAUUUCAUAUUUUUUUUUUUACUUUUACCGAAAAUUCAAUCUUUAUCUGAAAUUGAACAGAAAGCGAAAUUAAUUUUGGGCAUUGUCUGGAUUUGGUGAACAUAAAUUAACGAAUGGGGGAUUUUAUUUAUUUAAUUUUGGAUAUUUGGACUUUAUAUGGAGACUCGUCAAUUAAAAAAUUAAAAAAAAAAAAAAAAAAAAAGAAGAAAAGAAAAGAAACCAAAGUGAGAGAGAUGUUUUGUUG
Molecule: messenger RNA, 1895 nt
Organism: Carica papaya (papaya)
Lineage: Eukaryota; Viridiplantae; Streptophyta; Magnoliopsida; Brassicales; Caricaceae
Product: Eukaryotic aspartyl protease family protein
Biological process (GO): proteolysis
Molecular function (GO): aspartic-type endopeptidase activity
Source: RefSeq, a predicted model, not a curated record